Williopsis jadinii is the source of this 1560-nucleotide messenger RNA. It is a transcript of the gene STB3, whose product is annotated as Stb3p. Gene Ontology annotation, molecular function: sequence-specific DNA binding. The coding region runs from base 296 to 1498 and encodes 400 amino acids. Lineage: Eukaryota; Fungi; Ascomycota; Saccharomycetes; Phaffomycetales; Wickerhamomycetaceae. Gene Ontology annotation, biological process: positive regulation of transcription from RNA polymerase II promoter by glucose. The record is from RefSeq and is a predicted model, not a curated record. Gene Ontology annotation, cellular component: nucleus. The transcript has a single exon.
ACUGGAGAAGUCCACUGGCAAAACACCAAGCUCUCUGAUUGUCCUAGUCCCGUUCCUAGUCCCCAUUCCUAGUCCUGGCCCCGCGGCUCGAGGGACUAGCAAAACCAGCGCAAAACGGGAGAUAAGCGGGAUUGUGUCUUGAAAUUAUAAUCCCCUUUGUUCUCGGGGCGAUUUUAGAACGUCAACAACAACAACAACAACAGCAACAACAGCAACGGAUAACAGGGACUUUCCCAUUGAGAAACUCACCAAUACUCGAGCCAUUCGCCACAGAGAGCAGGUCCUCAAUAAGCAAAUGUCACAGCUAUCGCCAAAGACUUCGCCUGAUUCGCUAGGCCCAACGUCCCCGUUCUCGACCUCGACCGAGAACGUGUCAUCCUCCUCCGUGUCCCGCCAGGGCUCGACGACGACGUCGCCAGCCCUCAUCACACAGGCCACGUAUAAGAAGCCUACGCAGAAGCACGUCACCGAGCUCUCGACGUCCAGUGCGGAGGGUAUUGCCGUGGCCAACCAGGUCACGCCGGAGAGGUUGGCACGGUUGCUGAUGGUUACCGGGCCUCUCGCCAUUCGUCACAUCACGUCCAACCUAAGUAAUCAGAUCCUGGGCUUUGAUAAGCUCUCGCUGUCAAAGCAGAGACGGUUGAUCAUGAGCUGUUUGAACCAAGGGUUUGAGUCUGAGUCCAUCAUCUUUGAGAAGAUUGGCUGGGGACAGUGGAGAGCCAAGCAGGUUGCGCCCGAGAGCUUUGUGAAAGAGCGCAACGCUGUUAGAAUUGCAAACGCCAAAGUCAAAGAGAACGACACUGGCGUGGCGGGUCCAUCCAUCUCAGCAGCAGCGAGUGCGAGAAGGGAAUCCAUCACUAAGAACAAGUACGAGUUGGACAGCCAUAAUAAGCUACUCAACACGCGUAAGAGAAGAGUUGGGCUACAGCAACAUCACCAGCAGCAGCAACAGGGUUCUAUGGAUGACUACGCGAUUGCGUCGGACGACGACGAUGACGACCUCAGCGACUAUCGCUCACACGACGACGACGAUGAGAACGUCUUCAAAUUUGACGAUGACGAGAUUCCACCUCUGAAGUUGAACCCAAGGUUGGUUUCACCACCAACGGGCCAACAGUCACGCAAGUCCUCUGUUUCAAGGGUGCAGAAACCGAAGUUCAAACCUCACAGAUCAAAUUCCCAGACACCAACUUCGCCAGAGCUCUUGUACUAUCAGCCUUCUUCAACUACAAGUGUUAUUAACGUUUCAGGACACCCAGGACAUCGUAAGAGUGCCACGCUGAGAACAAGAAGACACAGCUCGAUACGGUCAACGCUGUCGCAGAGUAACGGUCAAGGCGAGGAAGACGCCUUAGAGGACUCCGAAACAGAUGAAGAGGAUUGGGCAACCAUUGGUGCUCUACAACUCUUGAAGCGUGAAAAGGGUAACAUCCAAUCACUGUUGAAACCUGAGGAACAAGACGCUGCAUUUGCUCUCGUCAAUUUGAGAUCCGUAUGACAUAUUCUCUUUAUUAUCAACUCCCUGUAUAGUAUAACUUUCAAUGCAUCAGUUAUUCAACC